Vigna umbellata (rice bean) is the source of this 474-nucleotide messenger RNA. RefSeq lists its product as uncharacterized. The record is from RefSeq and is a predicted model, not a curated record. NCBI's taxonomy places the organism in Eukaryota, Viridiplantae, Streptophyta, Magnoliopsida, Fabales, Fabaceae.
GACAAGAGUUGACGCGAGGAAAGUGUGGGCAUAACAGGACGCGGAGAAGAAAAACAUUGAUAAGAAAAGUAAAAGGGAUUGUGGGAAACGCGUUUCUUUGGAGCUAAGAAUCUGAAGCGUUACCUGGAAGACAUCAUUAUAUCUUGCAGUGUUGGAUCCAAGGUCGUAGAGAAUAAGAAGUUGCACGACAAAACAAAGGGAGAAAGAGAUUAAGGAGAAGAUCAUGUGUUUAGUGUUUGUGUGUGGAGAGGAUGAGAAGGUGUUGUCCAGACAGCCAGCACCUGGUGCAUGCCCUUACUGCGGAGGGAUGAUUCAAGCUAUGGACGUAGAGACCCGAUGGAAUUUCUGUUUUCUGCCUUUAUACUUCAAAACCAAACGCAGGUAUUACUGCACCAUCUGCACCAGACCACUCGUCCUCCAAUAAUAUAUAUAUAUAUAUAUAUAUAUAUAUAUAUAUAUAUAUAUAUAUAUAUA